Messenger RNA from Nanorana parkeri, 1279 nucleotides. It is a transcript of the gene OGG1, whose product is annotated as 8-oxoguanine DNA glycosylase. Gene Ontology annotation, molecular function: damaged DNA binding; 8-oxo-7,8-dihydroguanine DNA N-glycosylase activity. Gene Ontology annotation, cellular component: nucleus. Gene Ontology annotation, biological process: base-excision repair, AP site formation; nucleotide-excision repair; base-excision repair. The transcript has 8 exons. The record is from RefSeq and is a predicted model, not a curated record. Bases 116 to 1270 code for a protein of 384 amino acids. NCBI's taxonomy places the organism in Eukaryota, Metazoa, Chordata, Amphibia, Anura, Dicroglossidae.
AUAAAAGCCGCGGCGGAAUCUUCCUCCCUGCCAGCACAGCUGUCACAGACGUCUUCUGUGCGUCCCCCGCACGAAAUGAGAAAGACGCAGUGAAAUUCCAGGUCGCUAAAAGAAAAUGCGUCAUCUCACUUCCCUGUCGGCCUGCCCUGCCCUCUGGCGCUCUCUGCCUUGCCCAUCCUCUGAACUCCGGCUGGAUUUUGUGCUUCCGGGUGGCCAAUCUUUUCGGUGGAAGGAGAGCAGUCCAGGUCUUUGGACCGGCGUGUUACAUGGGCGUGUGUGGACCCUGACGCAGAAGGAUGACCGCCUCUGGUACGCCGUGUACCCCAACACAGAGGAAGAGGAGGGGAAAUCAGACAAGGGAACACAGAAGAAAGCCACAAAGAGAAAGCUGCAGAAGACAAACUACGGGGCCAUCAACACUGAAGACAUAAAACAAGAAGAAGACGAUGGCUGGACAAAUAUUCCCAUUAGUAUUGACUCUAAAGACUGCAAGAAAGAUGGUGAAAUGUUGGAAGAUUAUUUCCAGCUGCACCUCAGUCUCAGGGAGCUCUAUCGGCAGUGGGGAGAAUCGGACGCCAACUUUCAGAAAGUAGCCAGAGAGUUUUCAGGUAUUCGCAUCCUGCGCCAGGAUCCUAUCGAAUGUCUGUUCUCAUUCAUCUGUACCACCAACAACCACAUCUCACGUAUCACGGGAAUGAUCGAGCGAGUGUGCAGCACUCUGGGAAGACGCCUGUGCCGACUAGACUCUGUGGAUUAUUUCUCGUUCCCCAGUCUCCAGGCGCUGGCAGCUGACAACACCGAGGCCAAGUUACGAAACCUGGGCUUUGGGUACAGAGCAAAGUUUGUCAGCGAGAGCGCGCGGACCAUCUUACAUAAGCACGGCCCGGACUGGUUGGAGAGCCUUCGCCAUGUUUCCUAUGAAGAGGCAAAGAGGGCGCUCAGCGCUUUGCCUGGAGUCGGAGCUAAAGUCGCUGACUGUGUUUCCCUGAUGGCGCUGGACAAACCUGAAGCCGUACCAGUGGACACCCACGUCUGGCAAAUCGCUAACAGGGACUAUCUGCCUCAGCUCGGCCAGGGGAAGAAAACCCUCACCGAUCGCCUUUACCGGGAGAUUGGGGAUUAUUUUCGGAACCUGUGGGGUCCAUAUGCUGGAUGGGCACAGGGGGUCUUAUUCUGUUCCGACCUCAAGAAGUUCCAGAGCCCCGACAAAUCCCAAAAAGCCAGGACGAGUAGAAAGAACAAAUUAAAACAGGAAAACUCGAUGUCUUGAAAAAUGUAA